AUGGUUGGAUUAGACCAACUUCCGGCUGACAUCCUUUUGUACAUCAUCUCGUUUUGUGACCUCGCUGAUGUCGCGGCUUUUGCAACGGUCUCUCGGGCGCUGCGUGAGAUAUCUUCUACGCAUCGCAGCCUUUGGAUCGGAGCCUUGGAAAAUGCACGUCACGUUGAUCCCAUAGCCUGUACUUUCAACGAAGAUCUAACCGCCCACGACGUCCCGGGUUUGAAGACAAUCACCUUGCACACUCUGCGUCUCCGGCGCAACUGGGCCCGCCGUGAACCCCGAAUUAUUGGACCGAUAAAAACCUUUACGUUGGGGUUGCCGCUCCUCGAUGUUAUCUUCCAGGUCCCGGGGACCGAACUGUACCUAUUCCAUUCGAGGACGCGAGGCACUGUCGAGGCUUGGGAUAUAGGAGCGGCAAGGCAGGUGGCGCCUCCAGUCUACGUAGCGAAGAAGAUACUGGACGUGUCUCCUGGUCAAGACCUUCCUGGCAAGUUUUCGAUGGGACUUCUGACAUCGGAGACACCAGAAAACGAUAACAACAAACUUGUCAUCGUUUGCCUUGAAUACGGGCAGGAUGAGGUCUCCAUAAAGCUGGCUAUGCAGCACAUCUUCGAAGCUGAGAUGUACCAUUGGGCCGUCUUCAUGUCGCCAGAAGUUGUCGGUGUCCUCCGGUGCAACCCAGGAAUCAUGCUUGAUGACGAGACGAUAGACAUCAUUGCUCUGAAUAUCUCGACUGGACGAAGGGCGUACAUUAAGACGGAUAUUGCUAGAGAUGACUUCCCAUUCGAGGGGCAGUCUGGGACAACUAUGGUCGACGGGUGUUUAUCUAUUGUGACGGAGUUCGACGACGAUUCGACCGUUUACACCUGCCUCAAAAAGCACCUCCCGCACAACGGCAAUACCAACUGCCCAGAACGCGUGACAUUGAAAUGCCCGCCGCUCCGUGGUGGAAAGUCUCUGCCACGUCCCGACGAACGCACAAUCGUCCCAGAAGGUGUUUUAUCGGCAGACUCGUUCUACGGGGUUCCUGCUGUGUCAUUGCAACUGAUCAACGAAGAGCUGAGCCGUGAUGUGUCGCGGCAGAGUAUCGAGAUUGUCUUUUGGACCUCAGUAAAACGGGACACGCAGACAGAAGACGAGAUGACUGCCGCUGGCCAACCUUGCUUCCGUGUCGAGGCUCAUGAUCCCGUUGCAAUUCCUGGAUGCCUGCAAGAUUCCAGCGACUCCUCGUGGCAGCUCAUGCUCCUUCCUCACUCUGGCCGGAAAGUCUUGUUAGUAAUCAACAAUAAUGAGGACCAGCCAAUCCUAUAUCUCGUCAAUUUCGACUAUGAUACAAAAACACCGUCUCUCCAUGUCAUUAAUCUGCCUCCAUUCAUAAAUUUGUCCCUGGUACACGGACUGUCCCUUGAUGACCAUCGCGGCGUCAUCACUCUCCUCGACACAAGGGGCUCCCUCUUUGCUAUUCCCUUCGCUUGA
This is a messenger RNA of Cyclocybe aegerita, 1476 nucleotides long. NCBI's taxonomy places the organism in Eukaryota, Fungi, Basidiomycota, Agaricomycetes, Agaricales, Hemipholiotaceae. The record is from the annotation of a GenBank genome assembly.